This is a messenger RNA of Pongo pygmaeus (Bornean orangutan), 1557 nucleotides long. RefSeq names its product creatine kinase, M-type (gene CKM). The record is from RefSeq and is a predicted model, not a curated record. Lineage: Eukaryota; Metazoa; Chordata; Mammalia; Primates; Hominidae. The transcript is spliced from 8 exons. Gene Ontology annotation, molecular function: creatine kinase activity. Gene Ontology annotation, biological process: phosphocreatine biosynthetic process. Bases 75 to 1220 code for a protein of 381 amino acids.
UGGGUCAGUGUCACCUCCAGGAUACAGACAGCCCCCCUUCAGCCCAGCCCAGCCAGGUCUCCUACACCGCCACCAUGCCGUUCGGUAACACCCACAACAAGUUCAAGCUGAAUUACAAGCCUGAGGAGGAGUACCCUGACCUCAGCAAACAUAACAACCACAUGGCCAAGGUACUGACCCUUGAACUCUACAAGAAGCUGCGGGACAAGGAGACUCCAUCUGGCUUCACCGUAGACGAUGUCAUCCAGACAGGAGUGGACAACCCAGGUCACCCCUUCAUCAUGACCGUGGGCUGCGUGGCUGGUGAUGAGGAAUCCUAUGAAGUUUUCAAGGAACUCUUUGACCCCAUCAUCUCGGAUCGCCAUGGGGGCUACAAACCCACUGACAAGCACAAGACUGACCUCAACCAUGAAAACCUCAAGGGUGGAGACGACCUGGACCCCAACUACGUGCUCAGCAGCCGCGUCCGCACUGGCCGCAGCAUCAAGGGCUACACGCUGCCCCCGCACUGCUCCCGUGGCGAGCGCCGGGCGGUGGAGAAGCUCUCCGUGGAAGCUCUCAACAGCCUGACGGGAGAGUUCAAAGGGAAGUACUACCCUCUGAAGAGCAUGACGGAGAAGGAGCAGCAGCAGCUCAUCGAUGACCACUUCCUGUUCGACAAGCCCGUGUCCCCGCUGCUGCUGGCCUCAGGCAUGGCCCGCGACUGGCCCGACGCCCGUGGCAUCUGGCACAAUGACAACAAGAGCUUCCUGGUGUGGGUGAACGAGGAGGAUCACCUCCGGGUCAUCUCCAUGGAGAAGGGGGGCAACAUGAAGGAGGUUUUCCGCCGCUUCUGCGUAGGGCUGCAGAAGAUCGAGGAGAUCUUUAAGAAAGCUGGCCACCCCUUCAUGUGGAACCAGCACCUGGGCUACGUGCUCACCUGCCCAUCCAACCUGGGCACUGGGCUGCGUGGAGGCGUGCACGUGAAGCUGGCGCACCUGAGCAAGCACCCCAAGUUCGAGGAGAUCCUUACCCGCCUGCGCCUGCAGAAGAGGGGUACAGGUGGCGUGGACACAGCUGCCGUGGGCUCAGUAUUUGACGUGUCCAACGCUGAUCGGCUGGGCUCGUCCGAAGUAGAACAGGUGCAGCUGGUGGUGGAUGGUGUGAAGCUCAUGGUGGAAAUGGAGAAGAAGUUGGAGAAAGGCCAGUCCAUCGACGACAUGAUCCCUGCCCAGAAGUAGGCGCCUGCCCACCUGCCACCGACUGCUGGAACCCAGCCAAUGGGAGGGCCUGGCCCACCAGAGUCCUGCUCCCUCACUCCUUGCCCCGCCCCCUGUCCCAGAGUCCCACCUGGGGGCUCUCUCCACCUUUCUCAGAGUUCCAGUUUCAACCAGAGUUCCAACCAAUGGGCUCCAUCCUCUGGAUUCUGGCCAAUGAAAUAUCUCCCUGGCAGGGUCCUCUUCUUUUCCUAGAGCUCCACCCCAACCAGGAGCUCUAGUUAAUGGAGAGCUCCCAGCACACUCGGAGCUUGCGCUUUGUCUCCACGCAAAGCGAUAAAUAAAAGCAAUGGUGGCCUUA